AUGUCCGGCUACAAUCCCUAUGCCGACAUUGGUCACCAACCGAAUGGAGCCCCUCUGCCACCGAACCAAGCACAACCUCGCCCGCCGGUAGCCCCUGGCCCUACUGGCUACCAGCAGGGAACGCCGUACGGGCAAGACGCACCAAAUCUCCAGCAAACACCAUAUGGCGGUCCCCAGCAAGAAUAUGGACAACCUCCACAGCCCCAGUCCCAAAGCUACUUUCCAUCUCAAGGGCAGAACCCUGGAGUGGGGGAGUCAGGUUCAAUGGGCGGACUGACUUCGCAAAUGGGAGGGAUAGGUCUAGGACAGGAUCCUGCUGCUGCUCGGCCACAGAAAAAGAAGAACAGACAUGCAUACCACAAUCUUGAUCAGCAGACGGUCUCAUCACAGGCCUUCAACCAGAGCAUGGGCAACGCGCCGCAAUAUGUAAAUCAGGAUGAUGCUCAAGCACCUCAUACUGGGCAGCCGUACGGCGGGCAACCAUUCAGCCCUCAAAAUGCCGCGGCUCCUUACCAAGGUGGCCCAGCGUCGUUCUCUCCAGGUAUACAGCAAGCGGGGAGUCCAGGGAUGAAGGGUGUGCCACAACCUAGACCUCCGCCGAACGAUCAAGGUGUCUCCGCUCAGGGGAACGUCGACCCGGAGCAGAUACCCAGUGUGCCCAGAGCAAGAGACGGUGCCGCAAAUUACUAUCUUCAGCAUGUAUACCCGACGAUGGAGCAACAUAUUCCACCACCAGGUGGCAUACCGUACGUGGCACAAGAUCAAGGAAAUUCCUCACCCAAAUUUGCACGUCUCACAUUGAACAACAUACCAGCAUCCGCGGAUGCUUUGUCAGCUACUGGUCUUCCACUAGGCCUAGUCUUGCAGCCUUUAGCAUCAUUGCAGGCGGGCGAGCAAGCUAUACCUGUCCUUGACUUCGGCGACGUGGGUCCACCGCGAUGUAGGAGAUGCCGGGCAUACGUAAAUCCGUUCAUGGUCUUUCGAUCUGGCGGCAACAAGCUGGUCUGUAAUAUGUGCACAUUUCCUAAUGAUGUUGGUCCUGAAUACUUUGCGCCCACAGACCCGACUGGCGUGAGGGUAGAUAGACCACAAAGACCUGAAUUGACUACAGGGACUGUCGAGUACUUGGUACCCAAGGAGUACUGGGCGAAAGAACCUGUCGGUCUUCGAUGGCUCUUCUUAAUCGAUGUGAGCCUGGAUGCGAAUGAGAAAGGUUUCGUACGGGCAUUUUGUAGGGGCAUUUUAGAAGCUCUCUACGGUGAUGAUUUGGAUUCGGAUGAUGAAAAAUCAGAUGAAGAUUCUGAGCGCAACCAGACUCCAAACCAAGUCUCUGACAAAAUACAGGAAAAUCUAGAGAAAGCUCAAAUGUUGGUCAUGCCGGACAUUGAAGAAGCUUUUGUACCUCUAGGGAGCGAUGGCCUCUUCGUGGACCCAUACAAAUCGAAGCCAAUCAUCGUGGGCUUGUUACGCUUAUUGCCAAAGCUAUUUACUACGCGUAAGGCUCCUGAGCCGACACUACUGCCUACGCUCGAAUCUGCGAUAUCUUCUUUGGCAGCAACUGGCGGUAAGAUCGUAUGCUCGUUGGCAAGCCUGCCUACUAUUGGUCCCGGGAAACUCUUUCUUCGAGACAAGGGUGACUUGCAUGGUAUUGAGACCGAGAAGAAGCUUUUCCAAACAGAGCAUCCGGCAUGGCGGAAGAUCGCGGCGAAGAUGGUUGAGACUGGCGUUGGCAUUGAUUUUUUCGUUGGUGCGGCAGGCGGCAAAUACAUGGACGUGGCUACGAUAGGUCAUGCAUCCGCGGUGUCUGGAGGUGAAACAUACUUCUAUCCAAACUUUGUCUCUCCGCGAGAUUCCCUUCAACUAGCUCAAGAUAUACGACACACAGUCACUCGAGAAACAGGCUACCAAGCAUUGAUGAAAGUCAGAUGCUCUAACGGUCUUCAAGUCUCCUCGUACCACGGCAAUUUCACGCAGCACACUUUUGGCGCAGAUCUCGAGUUUGGCGUGAUCGAUGCCGACAAGGCUGUUGGCGUUAUGUUUAGCUAUGACGGCAAGCUAGAUCCAAAGCUCGACGCACAUUUCCAGUGCGCCUUGCUGUAUACCACGGCGACUGGCGAGCGACGGGUCCGGUGUACCAACACAGUUGCAAGUGUGAACGAAGGCGCAGCAGAAUGUAUGCGCUUCAUAGAUCAAGACGCUGUGGUCAACAUCAUUGCAAAAGAAGCCGCAACUCGAAUGUUAGAGAAACCCCUCAAAGACAUCCGCAACGCCCUCACCGAAAAGACCAUCGACAUCCUCUCCGGCUACCGCAAAUCCUUCUCUUCCUCCCACCCUCCAGGCCAACUCGUCCUCCCGGAGAAUCUCAAAGAAUUCAGUAUGUACAUCCUUGGCCUCAUCAAAUCUCGCGCCUUCAAGGCCGUCUCACCCAACCUCCUCGAAGACCUCUUCGGCCCCAACGUCACUGCCCUCUCCACUCUUGACCCAGGCACUUCUACACUUCCCGUCCUCGACACUCACCUCAACGCUCAAGUCCGCAAUAUCCUUGCAUACUGGGGUUCUUUCCGCGGCAGCAGAUCUGGAGCUACGGUUCCGUUUCAGGUUGCUAGACAAGGGUUUGAUGGGGCGGAGUUCGAGUUCGCGAGAUGUCUGGUGGAGGAUCGGAAUAACGAGGCGCAAAGUUACGUGGAUUGGUUGGUCAAUGUGCAUCGGCAUAUACAGAUGGAAUUGGCAGGGCAGAGGAGGAAGGAUGAUGGAGGUGGGGGAGGAGCGGUGGAAGGGGCGAUGGCGGGGAUAACGAGUUUGUGGACUGGGACAACUUGA
Molecule: messenger RNA, 2820 nt
Organism: Bacidia gigantensis
Lineage: Eukaryota; Fungi; Ascomycota; Lecanoromycetes; Lecanorales; Ramalinaceae
Exons: 6
Coding region: 1-2820 (939 amino acids)
Biological process (GO): COPII-coated vesicle cargo loading; intracellular protein transport; endoplasmic reticulum to Golgi vesicle-mediated transport
Cellular component (GO): COPII vesicle coat; endoplasmic reticulum exit site
Molecular function (GO): zinc ion binding; SNARE binding
Source: RefSeq, a predicted model, not a curated record